Apiotrichum porosum is the source of this 246-nucleotide messenger RNA. RefSeq lists its product as uncharacterized. The coding region runs from base 1 to 246 and encodes 81 amino acids. Gene Ontology annotation, biological process: meiotic DNA recombinase assembly involved in reciprocal meiotic recombination; double-strand break repair via homologous recombination; meiotic joint molecule formation. Gene Ontology annotation, cellular component: Swi5-Swi2 complex; Swi5-Sfr1 complex. The record is from RefSeq and is a predicted model, not a curated record. Lineage: Eukaryota; Fungi; Basidiomycota; Tremellomycetes; Trichosporonales; Trichosporonaceae. The transcript has 4 exons.
AUGUCCGAGCGCUCCCUGCCACACCCCAACCCGCGCGUCGCUCUCCUCCAGCAAGAGAUCGCCCGUCUCGAGGCUCAGCUCGAAGGGCGCGAUGCCGACGCCAUCGUGCAGCGUCACAUCAAGCUGCUGCACACCUACAACGAAAUCAAGGACGGCGCGCAGGCCCUCAUCGGCAAGUACGCUGUUUUCACCCACACGACCGUCACCGCUGUGCACCAGGAGCUCGGCCUGAGCUUGGUCGAGUAG